AUGAUGAUGAUGUGGAUCAUGUGUGUGUUCUUGGUGGUUCCAGCUUUGGCCUCCAGUUCCUGUGAACCAGAUGUGAAGAAUGAAGGAUAUUUGGUUCGGCUCAGUAUUAAAACCGCUCUGGGAGAAAAAGCUUACGUCUGGAAUGACAGUGAGAUGUAUUUCUUCAGAGCUUCACUGGCCUUCGCUAUGAGAACACACACCAAAGAUGAGAGAUAUGAGGUCUCGAACAUCCUGGUGUGUGACGUGACGGAGCGGGUGUCAUUUUGGUUCGUGGUGACAUCUCCAAACAACAGCUCAGAAAUGAUCCCCAAACACAAGGUGGAUCAAGCCAUCAGGAGUUCCAGGAACCGGAUCAAUAACGCCUUCCUGCUGUCGGAUCAGACUCUGGAGUUCGUGGGGAUCAACCCGACGCUGGCGGCUCCGAUUCAUUACGACACUCCGCCGUGGCUCAUCGCGUUCGGGGUGGUGAUGGGAAUCGUGUGCGCCGGCAUCGUGGCUAUGCUCCUGACCACCCUCAUCCAGAGGACACGAUCAAAGAGAAAACACGUCGACGGCGAGCAGGAAAGCGAAGCGACAGGAAACGGAAUUCUGUGCGAGAACCUGGGGGACAAAGACGGACACGAAAACGGCGGGUUCAGCGACGACCGCCUCACCCAGCUGUAACUGCAACAGGAAUAAAAUGUUAAUAAAAUAAAUAUAUAUAUAUAUAUAUAAUAAACCCCUUUUAUCCAGCUAACUAUAGCUACGAUUUUAUGUCUAUAUGUAUGUUUAUAUGUAUCCAAAAGUAUGUGGACGCCCCCCUAAUUCUCCUAUUGCAAACAUGUUUAUACAAUUAAUUAUGUAUCCAAACUUGUGGAAGGUCCUUCAGUGUUCCAGCAUAAAAGACAUGAUUGGACAAGUUGGUUUGACAAGACAGGGCUGAAUCGGAAUGCAGACUGCUUGUCAGAGCGCUAGAUGUCCACAGACACACUCCGAAAUCCUGUAGAAAGCGCUUUCAGAGAACUCCAUAUCCAUCCAUUCAUUCAUCCAUUCAUUCAUUCAUUCAUUUUCUUAUCCGCUUAUCC
Messenger RNA from Trichomycterus rosablanca, 1064 nucleotides. It is a transcript of the gene cltrn, whose product is annotated as collectrin, amino acid transport regulator. Lineage: Eukaryota; Metazoa; Chordata; Actinopteri; Siluriformes; Trichomycteridae. The record is from RefSeq and is a predicted model, not a curated record. Bases 1 to 663 code for a protein of 220 amino acids. Gene Ontology annotation, biological process: positive regulation of amino acid transport. The transcript is spliced from 6 exons. Gene Ontology annotation, cellular component: plasma membrane; extracellular exosome.